AUGGAAGGGAACAAGAAGGUUGCUGUUGCUGUUCGUGUGCGCCCUGUUUUGCGAGAGGGUGUAAGCCACAUACAUGUACAGGAAAAGUUUGAGCUUGAAGCUGUUCACCGAACAGGUGAUACAACACUGAAAGUGGAACUUCAACGGCCAGGGGAACCCACACGAAGCAGCGCGUUCGUUUUUGAUCACAUCUUUGAUCAGGAGAGCACCCAGUUGGAAGUGUACGAAGAAGCCGUGGUUGAUCUCGUGGAUGCGACUUUAUCAGGCGCAAAUGCGACCAUUUUGGCCUAUGGACAAACAGGAUCCGGAAAAACGUUUACUGUUCUUGGAGAUGUCAAACCAAAUCCACUUGAAAAUGAUCUUCUUACCCAUGAGAGUGGUAUCUUUUUACGUGUGUUAAGCGAUUUGGUGGAAUACAAGGCGAGACAAGCUAAAAAGGGGUUUCAUGUUGUAAUUGGUCUUAGCUGCGUGGAAAUAUAUAAUGAAAACAUCCGUGAUCUCUUCGGAGGUACACCAGCUACUCCUCCUCCUCCUUUGAAGGCGGUCAUGAUUGGAGAAGAGGUACUUCUCCCCUCUCUUAUUAUCAAGGAAAUGACAUCUCUACAAGCGGUUUUUAAUGAAAUUCAACUUGCCAUUUCUCGACGUAAAAGUCGUUCCACUGAAUCCAAUGCUACAUCAAGUCGAAGUCACUGUCUUUUCCUUAUUGAUAUUCUUCAGCAAGCAAAUACUGCACCUCCACCGUCCUUAUCCAUCUUGGAAACAAAGAAGGGAGUAAAAGAAAAAGAGGGAAAACGUAUUGUAUGUGAUGGCACUAAGCCAGGUGAAAUGGCAUUUGAUGGUAUGGUCUACCGUAUUCCUGGUCAACAGGAACCUAUUUUUUCAAGCAAGAUUCUACUGGCAGAUCUCGCUGGUAGUGAGAAAAUUCUGAAGAGUGGUGUUACUGGUGAGGGAUUAGCAGAAGCCACAUCCAUUAACAGCAGUUUAACCGCGCUGGGGAAUGUUGUACACAAUCUUUAUGAAGGUUCUUAUGUAAGUUAUCGUACUUCAAAUCUUACUCGACUUCUUAAGCCUACUUUCAGUCAUCCAAACUCGCGUGUUCUUUUGCUGGCACAGGUUUCACCCACUCAGUUGACAUUUGAUGAGACAGUCAGUACUCUUCACUUUGCCAACAAAGUGAAAGCAAUGAAAGUAACAACAACUACAGGUGCUGAAGCAGAAAAACUCUUAUUUGAUUAUCUUGAAACAGAGAAAACGUAUGACUCAAUUCUUGCAGAUCUUCACAUUUUCGCUGUUGAUUCCCUGUCCAAGAGCGCUGUUAUCCGAAGGAAUUGUCGACAAAACCAGGGAUUAUAUUAUACUGCUGGAGAUAAGGUUAAAGCUAAGGUUAGCAUGAAGGAACGACGCUCUUCCGUUGAGGCUUUUGGUGCUCUUCGUUAUGCGAGUGAAGAGCGCGAUGCUUUAAUAAAAGAAAAACAACGGAUAGAGGCUGAAAAGGAAAAUAACUUUAAGAGAAUGAUUCGUGAAGAGACAGAUAAAAGGCUGGCAGAGCACAAUAACCUUAUGAAGGAGACAAAAGACGGAAUUGAGAAGGAAACUAUGUUCUUUCAGCACGUUGGAGAACAAGAUCUUCAACUUGCAUAUUCUGCAGGUGCUUCUGAGAUUCAAGAAGAAGAAGCGACUGAAUACGCCACGUUGAUGUCUCAGUUUGCAGAAGAACAAAUUGAUUUGUGCAGGAAACUAAUUGAAGCAAGCUACAAUAAACAGGAAGAAAUUAGCAAUCAGCUCAACGUACAGCGUCUCGAUUUUACUGAACCGCCGGAAAUUGCCGAUGAUAAUUUGAAAUACGCCCUUUCCUGUUGGGGCCACACGACAGCGAAGAGGUUCUUCGCAAAGUGUAUGGAACUUCGUGAAAUACAAAUGCAAGUAACAACAGCUGAGAGGGGGUGUCUCUCCCUUGAACUUUGGAAAGCGCAGAAUGAGGCAUCACUGCAAGCAAAACCAAAUCAAACUGAAGGAAUAGCAUAG
Trypanosoma theileri is the source of this 2025-nucleotide messenger RNA. RefSeq names its product kinesin. Gene Ontology annotation, cellular component: microtubule; kinesin complex. The coding region runs from base 1 to 2025 and encodes 674 amino acids. Gene Ontology annotation, biological process: microtubule-based movement. The transcript has a single exon. Lineage: Eukaryota; Euglenozoa; Kinetoplastea; Trypanosomatida; Trypanosomatidae. Gene Ontology annotation, molecular function: ATP hydrolysis activity; microtubule motor activity; microtubule binding. The record is from RefSeq and is a predicted model, not a curated record.